Molecule: messenger RNA, 1809 nt
Organism: Rhinopithecus roxellana (golden snub-nosed monkey)
Lineage: Eukaryota; Metazoa; Chordata; Mammalia; Primates; Cercopithecidae
Gene: CENPBD1
Product: CENPB DNA-binding domain containing 1
Molecular function (GO): DNA binding
Source: RefSeq, a predicted model, not a curated record
CAUUUUGGAGGCAGAAAUGCCUGGGAAAGGCCCACAGAUAAAACGGUCAUCCCUAGUGCCAAAAGGGAACGGAAAGCGAUUACCCUCGGCCUCAAAUUGGAAGUGUUACGGCGAUUCGAAGCGGGUGAGACUCAGAUCGCAAAGGCCUUAGGUCUUGCUGUCCCUACAGUGGCGACCAUCUGAGAUAGUAAAGAAAAAAUCAAAGCGAGUUCACAAAUAGCUACUCCUUUGAGAGCCUCACGGUUGACUCGCCAUCGAAGUGCAGUGAUGGAGAGUGUGGAGCGGCUGCUGAGCUUGUGGCUGGAAGACCAGAGGCAGCGAAAUGCGCCCUUGAACGCCGCCAUCGUUCAGAAGGCUAAGUUCGAUGACUUACAGCGUGAACAUGGCGAAAGCUCUCAAGCGGAGAGGUUUCCUAUGAGUAAAGGGUGGCUUGUGAGAUUCAAGGAGCGCCACUGUUUGCCCCACUUCAAGUUGAACAGCGCAACUCCCGGCAACAAGAACAUGUACACAGAAAUGCUGAAAAGCGUCAUCAUCGAAGAAGGUGAGUCCGCCCCCGGGCGUCUUUAACGUAGAUGAGACAGGACUUGAUUGGAAGAGAAUGCCCGAAGAAACGUUCACUUCCGAGGAAGAGAAUGCUGAGCCAGGGGUUAAGUCAUCCAAAGAUCGCUUGAUGCUGCUGCUUGGUGGCAGUGCCGCUGGGGACUUUAAGUUGAAGCCCUUACUGGUGUACCGCUCGGAAACCCCCAGGGCUCUGAAGGGUACUUGAAGCCCAAUUUGCCCGUGAUUUGGCGCUCCAACAGAAAAGCUUGGGGGACCAGGAGCGUCUUUCAUGAAUGGUUCGCUUACUUUUUUUGCCCUGCGGUUGAAAAAUACUGUGCCCAAAAUAAUCUCACCAACAAAGCAUUGCUCAUACUAGACAAUGCGUCAUGCUACCCUGUAAAUUUGAGCGAUCUUUCUGAUAACAUAAGAGUAUAAUACAUUCAUGACGGUACAACUGACUCAAUCCAGCCCAUGUGUCAAGGUGUAGCCUCUGCCUUCAAAGCUCACUGAGAAGGACUUUUGAGCACAUCCUAGAAGCAACAGAUGGUGAGGAUACAGCUAUGAUCAGGGAAUUUUGGAGAAACUACAGCAUCAUGGAUGCUGUGGACAACACUGCCGUACUUGGGAGGAGCUCAAACCAGCGAUAAUGAACAGCGUGUGGGAGAAGAUUUGGCCUGAGUGUGUUCAGGCCCAGCAUUUUUCCCAGGCAGAUAACAUUGCACAGCUUAAAAAAAACAUUGUGACCCUUGCCAGAAAUGUGGCCUUUGAAGAGGUUGCUGAGGCUGCUGUGGACCAGUUGCUGCAGUCCCAUGAAGAUCUCUCAAAUGAGGAACUAAUGCAGCUGGAAUAGGAGCUGGCAGUGGGGGAGGAGGAGAGGGAAGAUGGUCCCUGGGCACUGCGGCAGCUAACCACAGGAAGACUGUCAGCAGCCCUCUCACAUUUCGAGGCUGGCUUGCAGGUCCUUGCUAGUAACAGCCCUAAUGAUGAAAACUCAGUUUCCAGAGCAACCAAUGAUGCAAUAAACUGCUACCAGAAGCUGUACAAUGAGAAAAAGCACUGCUCAAAACGACUAUCUUAGGUCAUUUUUCAAUGUGUGUAACCAAAAGUUAAUCAGAAUAAAGCAGAAGCACCAUGAUGACCUCAGCAGUGGAGACCCAGGCAGGCCUCUCUGCUCUGUGGUGUUCAACAUCCCUGGAAACCUUGCUGUUGGUAUUUCCAUUUUGAUGCUUGAGAGUAUCAAAUUUUGUCAUUAAAAUGUUAUUUAUUUAU